CGCAAGAGUUUGCUCAGCUUGCUCGAAGGACGAGGAUAUGUCAAUCAGAUCGCAGGGGAUCGUGAUGCUCUUGACAGACUACUCCAAAAACGAAAAGUAGGCUUCUACGCCGGCAUCGAUCCGACCGCACCCUCACUCCAUCUGGGACAUUUGCUACCUUUGAUGGUCCUUUUCUGGCUCUACCGACACGGACAUCAUGUCGUCAGUCUUGUCGGUGGAGCAACGGCAAAGGUCGGCGACCCAAGCGGACGACUUACUUCUCGGGCUGCCGCUACAGAAUCCACGAUCGAUGCGAAUUUCCGGGCGCUGCAUGCACAGAUCGGAGGUGUCUGGGAGAAUGCAAUACAAUAUGGAAGAAGGCAUGGCGACAAGGCGGAAAAUGCCGGACGGAGAGAGCUAUUGAACAACGCUGCAUGGCUGGACAAGCUCAGUAUAUUGGACUUUUUGCGAAUCAUGGGCAAUGGCAUGAGGGUGGGCACCAUGCUAGGACGGGACACUGUCAAAAACAAGAUGGAGAAAGGCGACGGCAUGUCUUUUGCCGAGUUCACAUACCCGCUCCUCCAAGGAUGGGACUGGUGGCAGAUGUAUCAAGAGAAAGGCGUACAGAUCCAGAUCGGAGGAAGCGAUCAAUACGGCAAUAUCAUUGCCGGCAUGGACGCGGUCAAGUACAUCGCGCAGAGUGAAGCAGGCUCGGCGCAUAGCCAGGAAUGGUUAGAUACUGACGGCCGACUGAAGGACGAGCUGGUACCAAUGGGUCUAACAGUACCAUUGCUGACCACCUCAAGCGGCGAGAAGUUCGGCAAGAGUGCUGGCAAUGCGGUCUGGCUAGAUCGGGACCUCACAUCUUCGUUCGAUUUAUAUGGUUUCCUCCUCCGCUCUUCAGACGCCGACGUGAGACGAUAUCUGAAAUUGUUCACGUUUGUGCCGGUCGAGGAGAUAGACGACCUCAUGAUUGAGCACGCAGCCGAUCCCGGGAAACGCAAAGCGCAGCACCUCCUGGCCAGCGAAGUCCUGGAGCUGGUCCAUGGUCCAGAAGAAGCUGUAAAGACUCGAGCCGAGCACCAAUCCAUGCGGAAGCCGACUCUGGGAUCUCUUGCUAGUAGCAGUGCCGAUGCCGCAAGUGAUCAAUCCGCUUCAGGCGCUCAAGCUGCCCAGCGAACACGGCUACCCAAGUCGCUGGUGUAUAACACCCCCUUUGGACGCAUUUUCUAUCACGCUGGUCUCGUCAGCACCAAGUCCGAAGGUGCUCGACUAGUGACGAAAGGAGGAGCAUAUGUUGCUACUCCCGGCGAGCAGUCAGCCGACCAAUCUGGCGGUCUGAACUUUGUGCAAGUCAAGGAUCAACAGCCAGCGGAAAUCGAAGGUCUCGUUAUGGGAGGAUUGUUGGUCCUACGGCUGGGCAAGUGGAAAGUGAGGGUGAUUGAAGUUGUUGACGAUGCGGAUUAUGAGAGCAGUGGGCAAAGUGCUCCGGGUUGG
Molecule: messenger RNA, 1476 nt
Organism: Zymoseptoria tritici IPO323
Lineage: Eukaryota; Fungi; Ascomycota; Dothideomycetes; Mycosphaerellales; Mycosphaerellaceae
Exons: 4
Biological process (GO): tyrosyl-tRNA aminoacylation
Cellular component (GO): cytosol; mitochondrion
Molecular function (GO): ATP binding; RNA binding; tyrosine-tRNA ligase activity
Source: RefSeq, a predicted model, not a curated record